Eutrema salsugineum is the source of this 864-nucleotide messenger RNA. RefSeq lists its product as uncharacterized. The transcript has a single exon. Bases 87 to 605 code for a protein of 172 amino acids. The record is from RefSeq and is a predicted model, not a curated record. NCBI's taxonomy places the organism in Eukaryota, Viridiplantae, Streptophyta, Magnoliopsida, Brassicales, Brassicaceae.
AAAGUUUUGAACAAAUUAUUUAUCUACGCCGCCGACCGCCAGAAUCUCGGAGAGACCUAAUCGGCGGAUUCACUUCAGAGGAAACCAUGCGUCUUCACUCAGCAAUUACUCUCCGAAACUUAUUCACCAGGAAGUCUCUCCGAAUUCCUCAGAAUCUAAGCGUUGCUUCUUCUCCGGCUCCCAUAAACUCGCUCGCCGAUGUCUCCGGUCAUAUCGGACCUCCGUCACCGUCUCCCUGUUCGAUAUCCAGCCUCUCGGGAAUAAUCCGAAUCCCAAACGCUUCAUACAAGUUACCCCACGAUAAUCGAAGGAGGUUUGGCACGGACUCUAGCGGCGGCUCAACGCCAGAUGUGAACAAGGUGGUGGACGAGAUCAAUCUAAAGUUCGCUGAGGCGCGUGAGGAAAUCGAAAUGGCGAUGGAUGCGAAGGAGACGGUUUACUUCAACGAAGAGGCGGAGUGCGCGAGAGCCGCCGUGGCGGAGGUUUUGGAGAUGUUCGAUGGUUUGCUUGGGAAGGUAACAGAGAAAGAGAGAGCGACCCUGCAGCGAUCCAUGGGGUUAAAGAUCGAGCAGCUCAAAGCUGAGCUUCAGCAGCUGAACGAAUGAUAUGAUUGAUGAUGUUGAUUCUCUGGAGAAGGAAGAGGUUAGCAGGAAAUUUUCUCUUCUUCACCGAAUACAAUUUGGAUACUGAGCCAUUGUUUAUCAUCUGUGUGUGCUUUGCUCUAAUAAAUUGAGUGAACCUUGCCUUUAUUGUUCUUUCUUGGAUUAGAGUUUAUUCUAAAUUUCUCUAGUUCAGUGAGCUUCGUCUUACGCAUCUUCUGUAUAAAAAUACAAGCUUUUUUUGAAGAAGAACGAACGAUCAAAA